AUGCCUGCCUCAUCCGGUGAGGUCUGGACGUCCUGGACAGUUCGCCAACUUCGACAAGAGUGCACGUCGAGGGGCAUCGACUUGACUGGCUGCUUCGAGAAAGAAGGCAUACUCCAAAGGCUCCGUGCGGCGAGUGCAGAAAAAGAUGUUAAAGAGGAGAAGUUGCGCGAGCCAGCCGACCACGACGUCAACAUGAGCGGUUCGAGACACGAGGAUGGUUCUGACCCGGACCCGACUAUCGAUUGGCAGGCCAAAACUAUGCGUGAACUUCGCCGAGAGGGUGUACUGUUAGGUGUGGAUUUGAGAGGCUGCUUUGACAAGGCGGACAUUGUUCAGAAGCUCAAAGUUGCCAAAAAGAGCGUACCAGCUGAGCGAAUCAAAUCCCAGCACGACGGAGCAGAAGUGUCUGCAACGGCACCAGCGCAAAGCCCCGAAGCCCAGAGCCAUACAGCUCCCCAACACGCACGGCAAGCUAGCCCGGUGAACAACAUGCAGCCAAGAGCAGAAGAGUGUUCCGACCAUGCCAUGCAUCAAGAGCUUAGAGCUGGAGCUCGUGAAACCUGCUCCAGCCAGGCAUCCCCCAAGCGUAGGCAGCCUGCCUCUGGAGAGAAUGCACCGGAGCUGGCGGCAGUUCUCACCUACAAUGACACAGGCUCCAAAAGCAUGGAGCCAGGACAGGAGCCGACGCUGGAGGCCAUGUCGCAGGCAGAGGCAGAAGCAGAGCAAGCAGACCAGCAAGGAUCGAGAGACAGAGACGAGCUCCAGAAGCGGCAAAGAGAGCCGGAGCAGAAUGGGCAGAACGAGCAGAGCGAUGAGCCGCACAAGCAGCAGCGAAUACAGAGCACCUGGCAAGUCAAGGAUCCUGGAGACAUGAACCUAGUUGGAGAACCCUGCUUCAACGCGGAUGCUAAGAACCACGUGCAUAGAGAGGCAGAAGUGCAAGGAUAUGCACUGGAGGUAGUGCCAAUGAGAACCUUGAUCAAAGAGUGCAAGCUGCUGGGCAUCGAUGCAUCUGGCCUCUACGCAAAGUGCGAGGUGAUCAACAAGCUGAUGUCUGUCCUGGACCAGACGAUUGUUUACAAGACGGCAGCGAGCCAAUUCCGAGUCUUGCCUGGAGGGGAAGUUGGUUGUCCUGGAGACGUACCGGAAGACUCCGAGGUUGCGCUGCCUGAACCAGCUGGACCUCCAAUUGCAUUGUCUCCGUUCAAAGAGUCAGAAAGGCCCAAGACGCCGCCCACGACAACUUUCUGCCCAUGGUCGCUGGGUGACCCUAUCCUCGAAGAGGAACCCGAGGGGCAAGAAGUGGCGCGAGGUGAAAGUGAAGAGGAGGUAGAGGAAAUCAUCAUGGACGUGCAGGAGGGAUCGGCUCUCAAGGAGCCAGGAAGUCCAUCCUCGUCUUCGAAACACCAGCCUUCGCAGGAGACUCUGGAAGGCACUACACGUUCCGGCGAAAAGCAGGAGGGGUCAGCUCCAAAGGAGCAGAGCAGUCCAUCCUCUCCGCGAUGCCUUCCCCAGGCAGGUCGGUUGGAUUCUGCAGAAUCGGCCGUUCUGCGACCGCGUGCGUCCAUCUCUGAACUUUUCCGGCUUUCUCUCUCCGAGCUCGAAGCGAGGUGCCUGGCCGAGGGCGUGGAGGUUGGUCCCGGUGACUCAAAGGGAGUUCUGAUCUCAAGGCUCAAGCAGGCAUUGUCGCUGACAGCUUCCACUGCUUCCAGCCCCAGCCAACCCCCCUUCCCUCAGAAUACAGUGAGCCAGGCAGAACCAUCGCAGGCAAGCCAGCCUUCUCCUUCAGAACAUGCAUCUCCCCGCCCUGCACAAGCCGAAGCCAGCUGCAAACAAGAGCCCGAGAUGUUCAACAUCGGGUCUGAUGACGGAAGUUGCGAGGAACAUUCCGACACAGACUUCUUUCCAGACCUACAUCAGGGCCACAUGUUCGGCACCACAGACACCAGCAAGCCUGAGUCUGAUGCUGCGGAGCUGGAGGGCAGGCUGGCACAGUCAGCCAGGGAAGGAGAUUCUGAGCAUCCAGAAGCUCCAGCGUCGCCUGUUGUGAAAACUUCAGAGAACACGGAGAACAUGGCGACUAACGUGCCAGACGAAGCAGGCGAAGAAGGAGGAAUGCGGGAUAGCAGCACAGCUGACGCAGCUGACGAGCCCAGAAAAGAAUUCAGCACUCCAUCUGACCCCGAACGGGAAAUUACGUCAGCCUUCGAUGCAACUCUGGCGGGUGCAAGUCAGGGUCCGGAAGUUUCAGCGGCGAGGCCAGGCAAGGAACCAGCAGAGACCGAGACUGCCGACGAGCUGCAAGAUUCGCAGGACCAAGACCCAGAUCUGGGAUUUCAAGACAGACGCCGCGACUGUACAGACCCUCGUGCGUCCUGUCCGACCUGUCCGCCACAGCGAGAGUGCCGUCCUGGUUCCUCCGGCAAUGGUGGCAGCAUGUUCGAUUUCGAUGACUUGGAUGAGGCUGAGGCAGAACCUCCCGUCACGGUGCCGGCGCCACAAAUGGAAGCCUCGAACGUCUCCAAUGCAAAGCCGGAGUACCCUUUGCCGGAGAAGCCGGAAGAAACGACCAGGCGGCAGGCAGCUCAGGCUCCACAGGUCCCUCAGGAUCCUGAGAUUCCUGAGACACCAAAACCAGGUGAGUCCCAUCCACUGCUUCGGUUCUCAACGAAGGAGCUGCUUGAGCUGGCCAGGUCGCGGGGUGUGGAUGUUCGCGGCUGUGUGGAGAAGAGUGACAUCGUCGAUCGCCUCACGCGAUCACCACGGCUAACAGUUCAGCCAAAGUCUGAGGCAGCCCCACGCGGCAGCGCCUCGCCACAGAAGCCAUUUCCUGGACCUGAGCCGGUGCGGCUUCCGAAGGCCGCUUCGAAGGCACCACCAAGGCCCAAGUCCAAGGCCACGCCAUCAAGACCAGCCCCAAAACCUGGGAAUUCGCCAAUGCCAGAUCGUGCCAAAAGGGUGGACUAUGCAAGACCCUCCCCACAGGUGCAGGCGGCCAAGGCUGCGGAAGCAAGGCUUGCUGGAGAGGUUCCGGAUGGAUGGAGUGCCAGAAUACAGACAUGGUUCGGGAGGUAUCCAGGCUUUUCGGCACUCCUACCUCCAGAAGCCGAAAUGUGGACAGAUCAAGAACUGGACGUGUACUUCGGCAGCAACGGUGACAUCUGGCCGCGGGGCAAGAGACCAGCCUGGUUUGGGAGAUCAACUGAGGGCGAAGAGUCCAAGCCGAUCCCAAAGCCUCAAGGUCCACGGACAUACCCGGACCUGAAAGUGCACUUCCAGACUCUCGACUUAGCUGAGACCACGCCGCCUGAAGUCAUCAGGCGCCACUAUCGCCGGCUAGCCAGAGACUGCCAUCCGGACAAGCAUCCAGACAACGUGGAGGACGCAACCAGGCGGUUUCAGCAAAUUACCGAAGCCUACGAAGCAAUUGCCAACAGGCUGAAGUUGUGA
Messenger RNA from Symbiodinium sp. CCMP2456, 3450 nucleotides. The record is from the annotation of a GenBank genome assembly. NCBI's taxonomy places the organism in Eukaryota, Dinophyceae, Suessiales, Symbiodiniaceae.